AUGCAAUUGCAGGCUGCCUUUGAUGGUCGCGAGGAGGCGGCCGAGCUAAUAGAGGCUUUCUUGCCGGGCAUCAACCGAGAUGGGAAAUAUCAGAGAGCAGACAGUCUUGUGACAUGGGCACGGGAAAAUGAGGCGGCAAUCAAGCGGCAGCGAAGAGAGUCAUUGCAGGGCAUGUGGGAGGUGCUACCACAGCAACGUGUAGUGCCAAAGCUGACGGACACCUUUGAUGAGCUGGCAAGGAGCAACCCGCUUGUCCUGCUGCCAGCACUGCAGCGGAAGAGGCGCUUGCUUAAAGAAAAUACGGACGCAACACAGCGUGCGAAGGAGGAGCAGCUGGCAAAGAAGAAGUAUGCUUUACUGUUGGCUGAAAUCAUUAAGGAGGCGAAGUUGCCACUGGAGCAACAGCUGGAGGGAGUGGACCAUGCUCAUCAUCCUCGUCUUCGCAAUGAACACGAUGACAUGACUCACAAUCACCAUUCUCAUCAGUACUACCCAAAGUCAGAACGUUAG
This is a messenger RNA of Symbiodinium sp. CCMP2592, 510 nucleotides long. Lineage: Eukaryota; Dinophyceae; Suessiales; Symbiodiniaceae. The record is from the annotation of a GenBank genome assembly.